This is a messenger RNA of Homarus americanus (American lobster), 2132 nucleotides long. Its product is annotated as insulin gene enhancer protein ISL-1-like. Gene Ontology annotation, molecular function: cis-regulatory region sequence-specific DNA binding; DNA-binding transcription factor activity, RNA polymerase II-specific. The record is from RefSeq and is a predicted model, not a curated record. Gene Ontology annotation, cellular component: nucleus. NCBI's taxonomy places the organism in Eukaryota, Metazoa, Arthropoda, Malacostraca, Decapoda, Nephropidae. Gene Ontology annotation, biological process: axonogenesis; neuron fate specification; positive regulation of transcription by RNA polymerase II. The transcript has 8 exons. The coding region runs from base 87 to 1220 and encodes 377 amino acids.
CUAUUUAGAGGUUGACUGUGUGUGAUUUAGUGAAGUGUUGAGAUUCGCUGGGCUUCUGCUGGACUGUUGGGCAUUUAUCCGCCGCUAUGACGGAGACAAUUAAAGAUACAACAACCUCAAGAGGGGCUAAUCUUCAGGUGAUCCAUAACAUCGAACGUACAGCGGAACGAGGCGGAAGGGUGUCCGUCUGUAUAGGUUGUGGCGGCGUGAUCCACGACCAAUACAUCCUCAGAGUGGCACCCGACAUGGAGUGGCACGCUGCCUGUCUCAAGUGUGUCGACUGUCAUCAGUUUCUGGACGAGUACUGCACAUGUUUCGUGAGAGACGGCAAGACCUACUGCAAGAGGGACUACGUCAGAUGUUCAGCGUGUGGGAAACAGCUGUUACCUGGAGACGAGUUCGCGCUACGGGAAGACGGUCUGUACUGCCGCCAUGACUUUGACACCUUCGAGAAGAAAGCCAACGCAGAGAACAACAACACCACUAACAUCAACAACAACGAACUUAAGGGUGAGGGUAAACCACUACGGAAGGAACGACGUGAAGGGAAGACGACGAGAGUCCGAACUGUUCUGAACGAGAAGCAGCUACACACACUCAGGACUUGCUACGCCGCCAACUGCCGGCCGGACGCUCUGAUGAAGGAACAGUUAGUGGAGAUGACGGGACUGUCGCCCAGGGUGAUCCGGGUGUGGUUCCAGAACAAGAGGUGUAAGGACAAGAAGCGGUCCAUCCUGAUGAAACAGAUGCAGCACGAAAAGGUAUGGGAGGAGAAACAGUUGGCGUUGCAGGGGAUCACGGGCGUACCUAUGGUGGCGUCGUCUCCCAUCCGACACGACGGGGCGCCCAUGGGUGUGGGUAUGGGCGGCCCUGUGGACGUCACCGCCUAUCAGCCACCCUGGAAGUCCCUGACGGAGUUCGCCCUCACCCACGAUCUCGAUCGACUUGAUCCCUCCACGCCGCAGUACCAGCAACUAGUCCAACAGAUGCAUGGUUACGGGGCAGAGAUGUGCGCCGCAGCCGAGCUUCUGGGGUCGCAGCCGCAGUCUCAGUCGCAGAUGCACCAGCAACAGCAGCCACAUCAGCCACAACACCCACACGGGGACUCCAAGUACGACACUGGACCCUUCGACGACUCGGUCCACAGCGAUUCCUACGUGUCGUACCUUGAAUCUGACGACUCCAUGACGGCCCCGUUAAGCACGACCACCAGCCCCUGAUGGUUGAGUUCCAGGGUAGUCGUCACAGUGUAAUCGAGUCGUCGAGGGUUUAGUGUCAUCGUCGUCAGUGUCGUCGUCGUCGUGGGAAGUCGUCAUCAUCAUCGUCAUCCAUCUUCAUCCAACACGAACGACCACAUCGACCACCACUACUACUACAAUGUCGUGGUCUUCUUAUAUGGCUCAGAGUUGGUGCUGGUAUAGCUGAUGGUGGUAGUGGUGGUGGUGAUGGUGGUAGUGGUGGUAACGGUGGUAGUGGUGGUGACGGUGGUAAUGGUGGUAGUGGUUUUGGUGGUGACAGCGGCGGCGUUCGACAGUUUGGGUUUUUUUUACAAAAGAAACAAACUAAUUAAUUACGAAAUAUUAAUGAACCUUGGACCCAGUGGUAAAUAAAAGAGUCUCCUCCUCACCCGGUUAAUGCCAAGAAGAAACAACACGUCGGACAUCAACACUUACAAAAAGUCCCGUUAAAGGAGAGCCGGACUUUCACAGAUCCCGUUAUAGAGAUCUGGUCUUUGACACGUCCGGUUAUGGAGGUAUACUGUGUAGGAGUGUUCGGAUAGUCGUUCGAAAAGAAAAGGACUUUUCUCCCUGGCCCGUCUGUGGAGAUCCGAACAGGUGUAUGAAAAUCGAACUCCUCCUCCUCCUUCUCCUCCUACUAAGUGUCCGAACUGUGGAAAAUCUGGACAUCGAGAGUGUCCAACUGUGGAGACGAUAAUGGACACUCGUAUAGGCUAAAUGUUUAUAAAUAAUAAUAAAAAAAAACUUUACUGAAGCACAAAAGCACAACUCAAGAGACACAGUGUUGACAAACUUUCCAGAUACACAAAAAAACAAACAAAAAAAGUAAAAAAAAAAUAAAAUAAACAGAUAUUAAACGAUCACUCAUCAUCAUCAUCUCAAAAUGUCUUUAAG